AUGGGCCAGAGCCCUCGAGCACAGAGCAAGUAUCUGAAGGAUCACAAAGAAAUCACGCAACACCUCACACUCAUGUUCCCGAGUCAACAUAUGAGAUCUUUCAGCACUGAUGACAUCCUGACUGGGGAGACGGCUGGGCUCUUGAGAUCCUAUCAAGAAGGGAUCGGAGUAUGGAUGGACAUCUUUGACAGCUCUCAUACCUACCAGAAUGAGGUAGUCCGUCAUUCUCUAUCAUCACCGCUUCUGAUGCAUGCCGCGUGCGCCCUCUCAGCCAAGCAGAUGAGUCUAACUCAGAAUAAAUUUCUGUGGGAGCCUGUUUCUUCUCGCUUCUACGGCAAAAGCCUCAGUCUCCUCAUCAAUGACCUGACUGAGCAGAGCACCGACCGUGAGCUUUUACUCGCAGCAACAAUUCUUCUGUGUAGUUAUGAAUUACUGGCACAGCCCGGAAUUGAUUAUCAAAGGCACUUGUAUGGUGCUCAUACUCUUAUCUCUAGUCGCAACAUCGACGAAGAAGGGACCGCAUUUGAGAAAGCCAGUUUUUGGAUUUAUGCGCGGCAAGACGUCGCUUUGGCCCUUGUUAAUGAGCGUCCAACAUUAAUGCCUCCAGCAAAGUGGCCGACGCCCACCAAGAAUGCAGGGUCUCUAGAAGAUCGCGUCGGCAACAAGAUUCUGUGGAUGCUAGCAAUGGUUAUGGAAGCAAAAUUCAAGUCAGCAAAUACCAAUUGGACCGAUACUGAACUCACAAAUUUCGAAAGUCUAGUAUCAGAAAUUGACUCGUGUUGGGCUGGGCUCCCUUCUCACGUCCGAGGUGUCCGCAUGAAAGAUGCUCUUCUAGAGGAAGAGAGUCUUUUCAGGGUUUGGUUUUGUACUCCUUCGGCCUCGGCUUUGUGUCUCUACUACCACAUGGCCAAGAUCUUGGCCUACGAAUGCCUGUUGGAGAGGCUCCACGAAUUGCCUCCUCGAACAGAACGAGGUGAGGAGUUGCUGCGAUCAAUCGGUCCUCACGCUCGUUCAAUUGCAUCGACAAGUCUCUCUUCCGAUCUUACAGAUGGCGCAUUAGUUGUUGCAGUGAAUCCUAUUUUUUAUGGUAACCCUCGGCCUCUUUUAAUCAGUGAGCAAGAGAGCUGA
Molecule: messenger RNA, 1128 nt
Organism: Penicillium cataractarum
Lineage: Eukaryota; Fungi; Ascomycota; Eurotiomycetes; Eurotiales; Aspergillaceae
Exons: 3
Coding region: 1-1128 (375 amino acids)
Biological process (GO): positive regulation of transcription by RNA polymerase II
Cellular component (GO): nucleus
Molecular function (GO): transcription cis-regulatory region binding; DNA-binding transcription factor activity
Source: RefSeq, a predicted model, not a curated record